Aspergillus candidus is the source of this 1649-nucleotide messenger RNA. Its product is annotated as putative mitochondrial carrier protein. Gene Ontology annotation, biological process: transport. Gene Ontology annotation, molecular function: transmembrane transporter activity. NCBI's taxonomy places the organism in Eukaryota, Fungi, Ascomycota, Eurotiomycetes, Eurotiales, Aspergillaceae. The record is from RefSeq and is a predicted model, not a curated record. The coding region runs from base 493 to 1548 and encodes 351 amino acids. The transcript has 6 exons.
UCUCUCUUUUCUUCAACUCUUUCCCCACGUACUCCCUCAACCUACGCUCUUGGAGUAACGAACUCCUAGAUCACUGCUAAAUUCGCCAUACUUCUCGCGAAACAGUACAGGCGCUUCUAUAGCCGUCUGAAUCAUAGAGCCACCGUCAUCGUCCAAACGAGGACCCGUCGCCCCCCCCCGGCCUCUCACAAGUAGAGGCCGCUCGACAAACAUCGCCUCUUGAUUGAUCGUUUUAACCCCACUUUCUCUGUGUAAACCGACCGCCUUUUUCUCUCUUUAUACCAGGCCGACAAACUCCCUAGGGCUGUGACAGCCAGUUUUAGUGGACAAUUGUGGGACGCCGAACGGUCUGCUCGCACGUUGAGAGACCGCUUUGCGUUCCAUAGGGUUCCCCAGCCUACUUCUCUGCGUGUUUGAUUGUAAUUCACGACUCGACGACGACGACUCAAUUCAACAUCCCACUGUUCUGCCCCCGAUGGGAUACCUCCAGGGAUGACUCUUGAUAGACACACUGAACAUGCACCGCUUCCCUCUCCUUCUUCGCCACCCUCUAAACCUUUCAACAUGCCUAACGGCGGCACCUGGCUCGCGAACGAGAAGACUCGAAACAAAUUCUUGAAAGAUUACAAGACCCAGGUUGCUUCCGGAACAUCGACCGUUUGCGCCACCCUGGCUGUGACGCCUUUAGAGAAUGUCAAGACCCGUAUGCAGACUCACAACUUCCACAAUGUGUUCACCUGCGCUCGCUACAUCUGGCGGACUGAAGGACCCCGUGGCUACGUUGCUGGGGCUCUUCCACCUCUGGCAAGUGUCACGGCCGUCCGAGUCUUGAACUUCUCGACCUAUAACUGGGCCAAAGUGCGCCUCUCUGAAUUGGUCCAAACGAUCACCGGCGUGUCUCCCUUAACCACAUAUAACCAACCCGGCAGCAGUCCGACCUUGUCGUCCAUGGCGACGUUCACCGUCGCCGGGUGCCUGGCGGGAUUGAGUACCGCCCCACUGGCGUGUCCUUUCGAACUGGCCAAGAACGUCGUGCAGACGUCCGUCCUGGUGUCCAACCGUGCCAUGGCGUCCCCGGACGCGGUCAACGAUCCUUCUCUCCGGAGCAAGCCGCGGGUGAACACGAUCGAGGCAAUCCGGCAGAUCGUCAAGCGAUAUGGAUUCCGCGGUCUGUACACGGGCUUCAAACUCCACGCGCUGCGGGAUACUCUCGGAUCGGGAUUGUACUUCUCGGUGUACGAGACUGUGAAGCAGAUUGCCUCCAAGGAGCUUGGGACCGACGGGUCCCCAUUCGGAGGACCCAUGAUAGCCGGAGCGAUCUGCAGCACGGUGCCAUGGUUCUGCACCUACCCCCUGGACACUCGCAAGACGCGCGCCCAGAGUGUCUUACUCGGAAAGACCAAAGAAGUGGGCGAGGCGUCGGCGGCGGUGGCCAAGUCCAGCAUGUACAAAGGACUGUCGAUCAUAUUGAUCCGGACUGGCGUAAACAACAUGAUCUUGCUGAGCAUGUUCGAAUACAUUAAGAUGAGGAUCGACCAGCUGGAUUGACUUGCCUAAGCGAUAACAGGGUUACUUUUUGUCGUUAUUAUCAUUUCUCAGUACAUAACAUAGCUACUAGUGCAAAUAAGAAUGCUGUACUUGAUGUACAU